CCCCGACUUCUCCGAGAAGGACGAAUGUGAUAUUGGUCCGAGGGUAUGAAAAUCACAGUACGGGACUAGAGAAUCAGUUAUGACGGUGAUCGCCUGGGAUCAGUGCGCUGCUAGGUCUCACAUCGCCUGAAACGAAAGAAAUUUCAGGGUGGAGACGAGACCCUGUUUGCGCGGUGACGCUACAGGUGCUGCUUAUGGGUGGUCGUCGCUGCUUUUCCGGUCUAAAAGAGCCUGUAGACACACCAGGUACUUCCAGUACCGUACUACAAUGGGUGUACUGCGUGGUACCGUACAUGCCCAUGUGAGGUUGGUGGCGGAAAGGCCGUCUACGCUCUAAAUUUAGCGAAUGAGCCAGUCACAAACCCCCGUGAUUUGUGCUAUUCUUCUCUGGACCGACUUUCAAGGUUUCAUUGCAAGUCUAAGACCCGAAGGGCUCAUGCAAUGACGACUCACACUCUCUUUUGACCUUGGAUCAGCUACUUCGCCUUCGCCAGCUCGUCACUCUUCAUAUCCUCUCGUCGCUCGUCUUGCAUUCACGUUCUCUUCAACUAUACUCCGUACAGUACCUGCAGUCUUGCACCCCGCAGCUUCUUGCUCAGCCUUACGACUACGCCGCCUUCCUCGUGAUCUAUGACACCUCCCAGUAUUACAACUACGCCUCUUCGCGUGAUACACGCUCCACCGACUCGAGAGCUUCCAGUUGCUUUGACUCGACAGCUCUGAAGCAAACCGUACUGCCCACGGACAAAGCGGAGCACGGUGCGCUCUCAAGUCACACACGACCUUUUCGACACACGACGACACCUUUUCCCACAAACCCAAACAAAGCAACCAUGAAGGAAAUACCUGAGCACCAAGACUCGCCCGACGAGACCACGAACCAGCCCACACCGCCGGACAACAUGGUCGAAGACACCUCGUUCGAGGACGCCCAGCCCUCUCACGAGGACAGCCAACGCUCGCUCCCACCACGCAUCGCAGCGCGGUUCUACCGGCCCUCAUUCAGCCGCCGCAAGUCGUCCGCCGCGUCGUCACGCCGGAACUCCAUAUCAUCCAUGCAGUCACACCACUCGCACGCCUCAAACCUCUCGCUCCACGGCGGACCGCAGAGCAACCACAUCGCGCAGCACCUGCGCCGCGCGUCCAUCAUCGAGGACCGCCGAGCGCGGCUCGCAGACCGCGCCGCACACGCGGAGAAAGUGCGAUUGCGGGCCGCGCUGGCCAAGGCGGCGCCGCGGAGCACGAAUAACUCGGAAGAGCGAGCGCUGGCGGCGCAGCAGGCGCGAGAGAAGAAUUUAGCAGAGAUUGUGGCGAGCUGUGCGGAGGAGGUUAAGAGGGCGAAGGGGAUUGCGGAGAGCAUGAAGGAGAAGCGCGAGGCGGAAGGGAAGAAGCUGAGGAGGCAUAUGGAGGAGAGAUUGGCGGAGGCGGAGCGGAGGAGGGAGGAGAUUUUGAAUCGCGGGCAUGGACAUGGGAAGAGGGGGAGGACUUCGAGUAUGGCGAGGGAUUCGUCGCCGAGCGCGAAUAAGUGCCUCUCGCCGAUGCCAGAAGCUCUGGAACCUAUAUCUGAAGAUACGGCUGCCAGCCGUAUCCAGAACUCUUGGAGGACGCAUAUACGCUGGAAGGCUUUGAAGGAGUUUACUGAGCUUGGGUUGACGAUUGAAAAAGCUCGGGAUACUUCCUUUGAGGAUGUAGUAACCCUGCUGGCCCAGGAGAAGGUCCUCCUAAGCACUGCUCAGAUACUUCGGAUAUGUGGUCUGAAGGAAGGGGAGAGCGGAUCUGUCAAUGAAAUGACCGCAGUGCGGACAUUUCUCAGUGCCUUCCUCAUCCUCGGACACCCGACUCAAGUGCUGAGCAGUAAAGGGGGUAAUGGGGAGCAAGAGCAGGAGCUUGUUGCGAAGGCCGGGGAUUUACUCAUAUCCUUCGAGAACGUUAUAUCGCGGUUAACUGCCUUCAAUAACUAUACCCCCCCGCCUAGACAGCUUGCUCCGUUGUCGGAGUCGUAUGCGACGUUUUACAAUGCCUUCAUUGCAUGGAAGGCUCGCGACUCUAAUACAUUGGUUGACAUGAUGGUCUUGCAGUUUGUUGAGCUCGACGCUAUAUGGGAGACUGUCAAGGAUAGCACAGAGGAGGCUGUUACGGCUUCUUACCGUGAUGGCAUUCGAGCGAAUCAGCUGAAACUCAUGGUCAGGAUCAAGAAGUUGGCAGGCCCUGUGCACGGCAAGCGACUCAUAUCCAAUGCCAUUAAAGAAGCCCGGAAGGCAAGGGCAACCAAGCCGACUGGGGAUUCUCGCCCAAGAGCAAGCGUAAUAAGCUCAACUCCGACGCCUGAUCUUCAGGAGCUGGCCAAGUCGGAGCAGACGGUGGAGAAGCACCUCCAGACCAUGACGCCUCCGGCGACGCCUACGCGGUCCGCACCUGUCGCUGAUGCGAAUCAUGCGGAGCGGCUCAAGACGGUGCAAUCAUUGCUGCCCGACAACCGCAAUGUCAUCCAUGAACUGGCGAUCGAUAAGGAGUAUCGUAUCGCGAUGGAGGACUGCCUAGAGCAGCGCGGCGUGGUCAACCGCGCGAUCUUCGACGCUAUGCGCCGUGAGGUCGCCACUGGCAACAGUGAUCCGUGGACUCUGGCCAUGGCGGAGAACAUCAAGGGCAAGCUUCACAGGCUGCUGCAGCCUAACACGUCGCUGCACAACUUGAUUAGUGGGGUGUUGGAUGUUGAUGUCGUUCGUCAGGAGCUCCGCGCUGGUAGCUUCUCAUACGAGAAGUUCUUCUCAUUCAUGAGCACCAUCCUGCCCAAGCUCUGCGCCCCGAUCCGCGACGAAGAGGUCAAGGACCUAGUCCAGAACAAGCUCCAGAACGAAGACCUAGUCACUCGUCUAGAGGCGCUCAUGCAUUUCAUCGACGUAAUGCAGCUCGACUACGCGAACUACAUGCUCUCCGAGUCCUCCCCAGAGCUCAUCAAACACGCCAUCCCCUACGAGCAAAAGCAUUUCGCUGACAGUCUCGAACAGGGUCUGCACACCCUCGAGCACACUGAAACCUGGUGGAACUCCGCGCGCACUAAAGUCCUCGACGAAACCGCCCGCCGUGACCCCGAAGGCAUCAAUCUCCCGCGUAGUCGUCCGACUCCCGAGAAAUUUUACUCCCAAAUGCUCAUCGAUGUCUUUACCGAUAUUAGCGCGGAGUCUGGGCCGCAUCUCCCUGAGACCCUGCAACUCGACGCACGCCGCAUUAAGCACGUGCGCGCUGACUUGCUGCGUAUCCUCUGCGCCGGCGCAGUGCUCAUCCAGGCAAAGAACCUGCUCAAGCGCGACGUGCGCAGCCAGUGGAAGACCGAGGCGUCGCGCAUCCUCAGCGUGCUCGAGGGCGCCAAGUCGGCUGCCUCGGCGAAAGACGGGAUUCAAGCCGCCCUUGAAUCUUGCAGAAGUAUGCCGUCAGCCACCAAGGCGCAUCUGCGCGAACUGGUCGCCAGGGUCGCGGAGAAUACCUACGAGCUCGGCUUGAUGGAGACGGCCACGCUGAGGGAGCCGGUCAUGAGAUUGUUGCUGAAGAGGCUGAGGACCCAUGUCCUAGCCCGUGUGUCGGCGACGACGGCGAGCGAGAAGGUGAAGGCUACCACGACGGCGAGUGAGGGGCUCGCGACGCUGGGCUUGCCGGAGUUCGUGGCGCCGAUUGGAAAGAUUGUGGAGGAGAUUGCGAGGGUGGGUGCUGUGGAUCGGGAGGCGCAUGCGUUGUGGUAUGAGAUUUUGGAGAAGAAGGCUGCGGCGGGGCAGGAGGAUUUGGUGCGUGCUUAGGUUUAGGUUGGGAGGCUGGAAGGCUGGGAGGUUUGGGGGAUCGGAUGGGAGGAUGGGGGGAUUUUGGGUGUUUUAUUGUUUUGGGAAUGGCAUUGGAUGGGUUCGGAUUGGAUGGCGUUUGGGAUAGGGAGGCGGCUUGGGAUGGGCUGGUUUAGAUUCCCCUGGGUUGUUUUGAAUUGUAUGAAUGGGUUUGGAUUUGGCACUUUGGAAGGGGGGUGCCGAUAGCGUUGGCAUUUGGAGAUUAUAGAGAGAAGGCUUGUUAGAGGCAGAGCGAGAAGCAUACUGCAAUAUAUUGCAUCAGCGUUGCCGAUUGGCAUUUCAAGUUGUUGCUGUCUUUUAUGGAAAUCUUUUGUGUUUUUGUUGUUGUGGCAGAUGGGGGUCUUCAAAGACGCUACAGUUAACUAACCCUUUGUAUAAGGGUCCUGCAGAUAAGGAUACCUAAAUUAUUAAGAACUUUGAUCUCAGUCCUG
Molecule: messenger RNA, 4261 nt
Organism: Pseudogymnoascus destructans
Lineage: Eukaryota; Fungi; Ascomycota; Leotiomycetes; Thelebolales; Thelebolaceae
Exons: 2
Coding region: 834-3791 (985 amino acids)
Source: RefSeq, a predicted model, not a curated record